This is a messenger RNA of Lactuca virosa, 595 nucleotides long. NCBI's taxonomy places the organism in Eukaryota, Viridiplantae, Streptophyta, Magnoliopsida, Asterales, Asteraceae. The record is from the annotation of a GenBank genome assembly.
UGGUUGUGAAUGAGAUAGAUGUCGUGAACAACAUUCAAUCAACUGAUUUUACACUGGUUGUCAACAUAGGCACCUUGCCUAUGCAGAUGACUUUAGGUGAAGUAGGUGAAUCAAGUGUGGUUGCUAGGAGGAAUGUUGUUCCUACUAUAAACGAUGACGAUUUCAUUAACGAGGAGAAUGACGAUGGUGAUGCGUACUCUUCAGAUGAAGAAAUAAAUAAUGAAACCUAUGACAGUGAUGAUGAUGUUGUACAUGUAUAUUGUUCUAGUGAUGAAUCUGAUUGAUGAUGGCAGAAGUUGCGAGGGGACAUGGAGGAGACGGUGGGGAUAGACCUCCACACAGAGUCGCACGCGGUGUACCAUCGGGUUGCCAAUCUUUUACUAGGUCGAAACUUCUGCACACAAGUGCUCACGGAUGUAGAUUCUAUGCUCAACGACGUCAUUUAGAGGAUAAAAUGGGACUCAAGCCGCAACAUAUGGAGGGUUGGAGACAAAUGCGCUACAAAGAAGGUUCGGGUUGGUGUACAAAUCGAGUACAAGAAGAUUGGGAGAAAAUUCAAGAGGAAUAUGAGAAAAUGAAAAACGAGGAGUGGUAA